Molecule: messenger RNA, 1703 nt
Organism: Dermatophagoides pteronyssinus (European house dust mite)
Lineage: Eukaryota; Metazoa; Arthropoda; Arachnida; Sarcoptiformes; Pyroglyphidae
Product: RCC1 and BTB domain-containing protein 2-like
Molecular function (GO): protein binding
Source: RefSeq, a predicted model, not a curated record
AGUUUGCAAAUUUUUUUCACUUUCUCUCUCUCUCUCUCUCUUUGACCAUCAUCAAUCAUCCCAAUAUAUUUUUCUAAGUUAUGGAUCAAACAAAUGAUCUAGCAUUAUGGCCAAUUCUUCGUCGUGUUCCGAAUGAUUUUCUUCAUAUUACUGAUCGUUUUUUUAUAUUUAAUAAUGGUGAAUCCUUAUUAUUAUUUUGUCGUAAUGGUAAAGUAUAUGGAUAUGGUCGAAAUCCAUACGGUAUGUUAGGCGUUCCAACCGAUGAUAUACGACAAAAAUAUUUUGGACUUUUACGUUUUUAUUGUUAUAAUCAUACAUCAUUAUCAUCAUCAUCAUGUCCACUUGUGAAUGAACCAAAAGAAUUGAUUAAAUUACGUUUUAUCAAUAUAAUUGCCUUAUCCAAAGGUGAUAAACAUAUGAUGGCAUUAACUGAUUUAGGCGAUCUUUAUGGAUGGGGUUGUAAUCAUUCGGGACAAUUAGGUUUAGGAUGGUAUCGUAUGAAUUCAAUAGAACCAACAUUAAUUUUACAUGAUGUACAAAAAGUAUGUUGUGGACCAAAACAUACCGUUGCAUUAGUUAUGGAUGGAUCGAUUCGUAUUUGGGGAAAAUUUCCCGGUUGUCCACAUAAUUUUACACCUGAACGUUUAAUUCGUUCACCAUCAGCUAUGAUCGAUUUGAUAACAACUAAAUAUCUAACUAUUGCCUAUGAUAAUUGUUUUGAUAAUAAUGAUAAAGGUGCAUUCUAUGUUUGGGGUGAUUUAAAACAAUUCGGAUUAUCUGGAUCAUCAUCCACUGUACGUUUGACAUAUAAACGUAAUGAUUAUUCUAAAAUAUUUAAAAUAAUACCAAUCGGUAUGAAUAAAAUAAUGGUAUUAACACGUGAUGGUCGUGUAAGCAUAUUAUCCAUACAAAAUGAACGUGUACGAUCCAUAAGAAAUCCAUUUCGUUCAAUUAAUUCUAUUGAUUUUUGUAUUGAUAUACCUGAAGAUCCUAAUGUUGCUAUUAUUAGAACUAGUGAUGAUUGUGGUGGUCAAUGUUUUGUUUGGGAUGAUAAUAUUCGACGAUCGAAUGGUCAAAAUUUAUUUUCAACAAAUAAUUGUUCAAUAGCUGAUACUACAUGUUUAUAUUCAUCAUCAUUUACACCACAAUUAACUCGAUUACCAUCGAAAUUACUUUCAUCUGUUUUGACAACAAAAACAACAAUUUCAACAUUUGAAUUUAACGAUCCACGUGAAUCUGAUCUGAUUUUUCGUUUCAAACAUUAUCAAUCAAAACCAAUCUAUGUACAUAAAGCCAUAUUGAUGAAAUAUUCAAAUUAUUUUCAUUGGAAAUUAUCAACAAUGGCUAAUAAUGGCCAAAUAUUAACAAUUAUGAUUGAUGAUCAAACUUCUUAUAUUUCAAUGUUUAUUUAUCUUCGUUAUAUUUAUACGAAAAAAAUUUCAUUCAAUGAAAUUGAUGAUUGGAUUCUAUCCGAAAUGUAUCAUUUGGCAUGUAAAUAUUCGGAUCAAGAAUUUGUUGGAUUUAUUGUCGAUCAUCUUUAUUAUACAAAACCACAUUAUCAUCAACAACAACAACAUAAUCAUUACUUUCAUUCGUAGACCAUUUAAUAUAAUUAUCAUUUUAUAAUUUAUGAACUUUUCGGACAUUUAUUAUUAUUAUUAUUAUUUCGCUAACCUUUUUUCUGACCUACGAAUAUUCAUUCA